ACCUACAAACCAGAAAUCCAUGAAAGUGUUCCAUAUUGAAGUGUGGCUGGGUGUGAACGGAGUCCAGAGAUGCGAUAUUCUAGGAAAAUUCCCUGUCAUAAUGUUCACGAAUCCUGUGUGGGUAGGUGUGAAAAGCGCCCAGCGACACGAGAGGAAGCCCGAGCUUCGAAUGGCUAUGGCGUUCUACACUUUCCGAGCGAGCGUCGGAGAGCCGUCAGGCGCAACGUCGGGUCAGCAGAAACGAAUUCGAGAAUCGAUGCGGAAACCCAGCUCAGGUUUUCGUUACUCUUAUUGUCAUACUGCAGAAGCAUGCGAGUCUGGUUUCACCUGAGUAGGGCACGCUCUCUCCGCUACUUGUGAGCUUCAUUGCAGAGCGAGCGAGCGAGUGAGCAAGAGGGAGAGGGAGAGAGAGAGAGAGAGAGAGAGAGAGAACAUCAACGGCGCGGUUAGGGAGAAGCCCAAGAGAUAAUUGUGCACGGUGGUGAUGGAUGGCAGUGCGGAGAGGCAACGCGUGGCCUGGUGCCAGCAGCCGUUUCACUCAAGCUACAUCAAGCUCAAGGAUGUGGGCUUGAGUAACGCGGUUUCAAUUGCCCCGCCCAUGGAAGAGCCACAGUGCAAGCCGGUGCUGAGGAGCGGAAGAUUCGUGUUGGGUUGCAAGCAUUUUGCUGAAACGGAUAUUAGAUCGAAGGCCCAUGGGGCGUGUGAGUUUUGCGUCGGUGCAAAGUUGAUUGAACAGGCGUCACGUAGCAAUGAAGCCGUCUCGUUUCUCGACAUUGAUAAGCUGCUACGCAAUUAUCACGCGGGUCGCGAAGAAAUGGCUGAAACACUCCACCAACACGAGGCAAACAACAUGGAGACGUGGAUCUUGAGGAUGAGGACACCAGACACACCCCAAAACUAAAUCACACAGCGGCAUCUUUCUCUGCUCACUAGAGUGAAAUUGCAAAACGAGUGCCCCAGCGAUUGCAGAACGAUGUCGCAUGUUUUGACUACAAAACAAAAGCUCUUGAUGCCCAGAAACAUGCAGCGCUGCUGGCACCGCGACGCACUAGUAGACUCUGGCGACUCGCGCAAGCAAGUAACACGUGUUGUCACCAGCAUUUAGGGUUUAGGGUUUAUACUUAUUCGUGUACAAUGGGUAUUAGUGCAAAUUUGUGUUGUUGAGUGCACAAACAUUACCUAUUAAAUGAAUUCUUUUUUUAAGAGAAUAUAUUUUUACACAAAAAAUAAAACAUGAUUGGUCUUCAUUUUGUAUUUAUAUUACUUAUUGGUUUGUUAGAAGUUAAUUUGGGUGUAACUUUACAACUUGUGGUUUUGACACAAAUGGCUAA
Molecule: messenger RNA, 1331 nt
Organism: Physcomitrium patens
Lineage: Eukaryota; Viridiplantae; Streptophyta; Bryopsida; Funariales; Funariaceae
Source: RefSeq, a predicted model, not a curated record